AUGCAGGUAGCAGAAAUACUGUCUGAUAUUACCUCGCUACGAGUGUGUGGGUACAAUGAGGCUCUUGCACUUGUGAAUGGCCCAGCGGCUGCAGCCAAAAACGCGUCUUCUGAAAACGCCCCGGUCGCCACAUCCGAUAGCCAAGUCAUUAAGCAGGAAAGCUUGCAGCGCGCCAAAGAGCUCGUGCAGCUACAUUCCGAAAUGAAUUCCCGACAUGCCAACGGCGAAAUAGAUGACGAGUUACGUCAAGCUAGGGAGGACGUGUAUCGAGUUCUGAGGGAGCUGGCAUGA
Penicillium canariense is the source of this 291-nucleotide messenger RNA. RefSeq lists its product as uncharacterized. The transcript has 2 exons. The record is from RefSeq and is a predicted model, not a curated record. NCBI's taxonomy places the organism in Eukaryota, Fungi, Ascomycota, Eurotiomycetes, Eurotiales, Aspergillaceae. The coding region runs from base 1 to 291 and encodes 96 amino acids.